UCGUUUGAUGUAAAGUAUUAACUCGUUUAUGCAGCUCGUCACUGUUGAGGUGGAUCAUAAUAUACUUCUCGUACUCUUGUUCUCCUUGGAUUGUAUUUCAAGCAACUAGUUUGAUCAUGAGAGGAUUCUUAACUAGUUUUAGUGUUGAUUUUUGAUGUCAGAUGGUUGAGUUGUUAUUCUAUCAAACUCUGCGUGUUUUGAUAUUUGUGUUUGGAAUGAAUAAUCGAUUUCGAACCAAUUCGAAGCAUGCCAUUUCUCGAUGUUAAUUGAUUUAUUUUAUAAAAUAUCCUUGUAUGCUUUACUUGGAAUUCGUAUAAGCUGCUUAUGUGUACAAGUUGUUAGAAAUCUGUGUAAACAAAUGUAAAUAUUCAUUGUGAAUGUAAUAUGCCGAAUGCUUCUACCAGGUGUCCUCCAUAAGGCCUCUGUAGGAAUCUUUUAUUCGAUGACAUAAAGCGAUAUCCUUUUUUACACAUGCUGUUUUGAAUACAAGGCGCUGUACUUCGUUUUCACUUUACAACRUUGCAAUAUUUGUAAUUUUCAGGUAAGCUUUCAUCAAAUAUCCAAAGAUAAUCAAGGCUUAGUUUGAAAUCAUUUUAAUAAUUCAGAAAUAUUCGGCGAUAAAACAUCGAAGAAAKCAUUCGAAUCACAAGGUUUUCUUGCAUUAAAAUUAUCAUCAAAUCUCGAAAACAUUUUCCAUCUGAAACGCCUCAAUUGUAAUGUUAAUGUGACGCGAUGUUGUGCAAAAUUAGUGAUGUAGAAAAUAGCGUGAGGCACCAGUCGUUCGAUGUAAUACUAAGAUUCAUGUCGAUGGUGAAAAGGUAUGUACUUCUUGACUUAUUUAUGGAUAAUUUACUYUAGUGAUUUCUUUUGUAGUAUUGAAUUAUGCGGAGUCUCUAUGGUUGUUAAUUGUUAUUGUUAAUUGACACUUCCUUUGGUCACAGUAAAUUARCUGUGUGACGUCUCUUGACUAAACAAYGCAAAGGAAAACCGGAAGUCAACGUUUAGCUGUCUGCCGAUGCAUAUAUGGGAGCUUUCUAGUUAUGAUUGGCAAAAGAAAAGGGCCAGAAAAAUCCAUUCACCAUUGCGCGAAAAAGYGCUCAAGAURAUCAAAUAAUUUUCUGAGCCGAACGACAUUUCUAUAAAAAAAGGRAAAAAAGCCAAGUGUUCAAGGAAAAUGUAGAAGGGCGCGACCACCGCGUCAUGGGAACAAAUGUAAGCUAUGAUAACUCCACUCCUUUCCUUGRUCGAUGAUAUCAGGGCGUUUGUCUUCCUUACAUUUUAGUACACCUUGUCUCAAUAGYAUCUUGAAACCAGAUCCUUUUAACCGCGUAAAUAUUUUAUGAGACAAAGAUAUCACUGCUUUGACUGGUGUAGAUAACAUCUUUUCCUCUGGGUUUGUAUGCGAUACAACUGACCACARAAGACUCCAUCCUCCUCCGUGCUCUUAUUCGCGUUAGUGACGUCAUACAGGUAAUCCUCACAUACGUCUGGGUUUAUUAUUAAUGUAGUGUUUCUAAAUCUUUGCGGUAUUUGAUAUAAAAUCUAAUGGUCAAGGUGUAAUAGUUAAAUAUACGCGAGAGAACAAUGGAAUAAGUGACUGCUAAAACGAUAUUAAUCUUGACACUAGAAGUAUAUACAUACGUUCAACAAGAACAUGUUUCUUUCUCCGAAACGUUUUUGAAAAUACGCUUAUUUAAUAUUUCUUUAGUUGUUUUGAAUAUCAAUGGAUCGUUUCAAGUCUUCAUUAAUUAAGGGAAAARAUGAUAUACCCUCAGAAUGAUCUAGUGAUAUUAGGAAAUAUUUCAUAACAUUCAUUGCUGUUAAAAAAUAUGAAUAGUCUUAACGUUCAGUUUUAUGAAUCUCGAAGUCAGUUUAUCAUAACUUUUAUCUAUAAUUACCUACCAGCAAACGAAAUUAUCAUGAACAGAGAAAUAUUUUUGCAAUGGCUGUUGACCUUUUUCUGCCCUUUAUUUUUGUACUUACUACCUAGACAARUGCUUUUACAGGGCUUAAGUACAGUGAGUCGCUCUUGUCAAUUACCUUCCUUCGCUUUUCAUUUGUUGCUAGAAGCAUCGUAUAUCUUUGCUAUUUUUAACGGUAUGAUAGAGGUAUGUUCUAUAUUAAGAAAACAUAUUUUUGUUUAUAGCCUGUGGAAUGAGUAGCUGACUUGUCUUAUAGCAUCAAAAUCUUGCAAUUUUUAGUACGUUUAGUUAAGCAACAUUUACAKUAAUCCUGCUAAAAAYUGAUCCAUAGCCUGCGAUUUAAUASUWGAUUAAACUAGACAAGGACCUAUAUGUGACAGUAAUGUUCUUGUGAUCUUAAAGAAAUUGUUACAAAAAUCUUUGCUAUGUGCAAUUGUUAAUUGCGAUGUUUGAUAACGACAAAUGUCGUCAUUGUAACAGCACGAUUAGUACUGUUAUGCGUGAACGGCUAUUUCAAACACACGGCACAUCUGCUUCAUUUUUGCUUCGUUAAAAUUAGUUUUACCAAAAAUAUCCAUUACCAAACGAAAAUCAAAGAUACUKCAAAUAUAAGUAGACGAUAAAGAAUUGACUAUUCGAUGUUUAAGAGAAGGAAAUGGUAACAGAGAAAUAUUUGAGUAUUCGCCCCAGACCCCUCUCCACUGAUGACCUAGUGCUCAUUAUUAAAAUACAUGAUAUCUUUCGGACGUGUAAAGCAUAAGACUUUCGAAAUCCUCUAGAAGGAACCAUUUAAGUUAUUCUACGUAUUCCAUUACUUUAUAAAAGCAAAGAUAUUUCAGUGAACAAGUAGUACAUACGUUGCAAUAUGGAGUCAUCGUCUAAGGACAGCAGUAAACCCAUGCCAGUUAUCACUGAUGUUAGUCAACGUGCAGUUCGUGAAAGAAAUCCUGACGAUCCACAAGACCCUGAAAAUAUCGACCAGCAAAAUGGAUUUUACGAUGAAAGUGAUUCUGGUAAACCAAGUCGUCGUGGAAGCAGCGGUAGGAAAGGACGUUAUGGAAACUACGCAAGUGCAUUACGGAAAUCAGACGCACAGUCAGAUUUAAUGAGGAGAAAAGAGAUGUAUGCUGCAGCGUUAGAGGGAGCGCGUGUAGAUGAAGAUGAUUUGAAUGAUUUCUACCAAGACACAGGAAUCAAUCCUGAUGAACCUGACAUUAUGUCAACUGUUCCUUUAGGAAAGAUUAAAGAACAGUAUUUAAGUACUGCUAAAGAAGAAGGUAAAAUAGUUCCACCGAGUGAAGAGCGACCUGUUCCUCACCAAUUAAACCAGGCAUCAUGGCCGCCAAAGAACGCUCUCCCAGUUAAACCUAAAGUCAUUGAUAUUACAGAAUGCGCAGACAAACCACAACGUGAUGGAGUUGAUGGAGCUCCYUCUGAGUCUGUUAAUAUCUUAAAAGAACGUUGGCAAAAUCUACCAGAAAAGUAUCGAGACAAACCAUUAGGGGUUAAUAAACCCAAUGUUGGCAUUAAGGCCGAUAGCAAGUGGAUAACACACUUCAAACCCGUCAUAGAUGAAGGCGAAUCCCCCGAGGAUCCUGAAUGGCUUAAAAUGGUGCGUCAUCGUCGCUGGAUGUCCACGGUCAAAGCUCGUUUUCCUGAAGACGAAAAGGAAAAAAUUAGUUUUGAAAAACGUUCAACAACUCCGCGUAAAAUUAAAAAACCAAACCCGUACACAGUGAUGCGAUCCACGCACGAUAUCGAUAGCGAGUUUGAUGACGUCAUGAGACGUCGACGUAAGCAUAGUGAUAGCUAUGAAGAGGGUUCUUAUUUGACUAGAUCCCAGUCYACUUUUGUUAAAUCAGCUUCUUCUUUCCGUAGCGACGCUACUGAUGUUACUGAUGCUGGUAAAUCGGCUAGUCUGACCAAGACACCUGUCCAGGGCCCUAUCAAAGAGUACAUCAAGAAUCUGUCCCUGGAGCGUGCCAGAGGGUCUAUGCUAAAGUGGGCCUUCUCUGCUGAUGUGGUGGAUGAACCGUACCGUUACGAUCUACCAAAACCGAUUGAUCUGCUUAUUAUGGAUGAAUUAGAAAGAGAAAACGAGUGGAAAUACGAGCAAGCGAGGCGUAAAUUCACGGCUGAUGAAGAAGGAAUGUCCAUUCAAUCAUCCAGCUUUGUUUCUGAAGACGAUUACAAUGAGACGGAURGUCCACAAAAACUACUGGACGAAACAGCUGGUUUUAUCCCUAAACUAACAGAUAUACAACAGAAACUUAAGGAUGAAGUUGAUUCUAAACCAGUCACAAAGAUGGCUGCCAUCGAAGAGGAGUCCAAGAUUCUYCCUAAGUUAGAAGAAACGAAAGGAAAGUACCUCGAACCUGAGCAUGAUUCAACCGAGAAAAAGCCUUUCGCCUAUGAAAAGGACGAAUCGAGUUUCGAGGGAGUUAAAGACGUGAAAAAAAGAUUACCAAAUCAGUCUGAAGAACCUGCCAAGGAGCUGAUCAUGCCUACUACUGUCUUGAAAGAAGACAAAGAUUUCAAAAAAGUUAUGCAAGAGAGAAAGGCAGCCGCAGAUGAGGCUGCUGUUGACAGGGCUGAGAGCGCUGCACAAGAUAUCAAGACUCUUGCUUCAGAUAUAACAAAAUCCUUUGGUGAUAACAAAGAAGAAAAACCAAAGCCUAAAGACUUAUCCUUUGACGACACACCAGAACAAACGACCACAUCAAAUCUCAAAGCGUUCGCUGAUCAUCGUCGUAAACUGCGACCUGUACGCAAACAUGCCCACACUAGCAAUCCAGUCAAGGCCAGACAGAACAGGGAGGAUCUCCGCUCAGAAACCGAUUUCCUGGUGUCUAAAUCACAGCGAAACCAUGUCAGAGAAGCAGAGGAACUGGAAAAGCCUGUUACYAGUCACUUGAACAAAAAUAGGAAGAACUCCAAAUUUGCCGUCGAGGCCAUCGAAGGCUUGGCUGCUAAAGUCAACCUAAAUGAAGCCAGUACUGCACUUAGAAAGACAACCAAGAAUGUCGAGGGAAUCAGYACCGAGUUACAGGAAUUUGGUGGAUUUCUACCUGUCAUGCUAUUACAAAUAAAAGGCCAAAGACAUCUUCAAACAAGAUUGGUSGAGCCGGUAGCCAMGUCUCUUAACUCUGGUGACGCCUUUGUACUCGUGACGCAGAAAAGUGUAUAUGUUUGGAUUGGUAAGGACGCUACGAUCAUGAAGAAAGCCAAGGCUCAUGAAGUGUCCACCAUUGUCGUAAAACAAAGAGAUCUAGGUACUAAGGCUAAGACAUCUCAUAUCAUUGAACAAGCAAGAGAAGAUACUCACAUCUCAACAUUCUGGAAACACCUUGGCGGCAAGUGUACUGUGAAAGCUGCUAACGAAGGCCCAUCUGAUGAGGARUACGAGARAAAUAUUCGRGCUACRAACUUGGUCUAUCGUGUGGACUAUAGCCGUGAACCCCCGGAACUCAGACUGAGAGACGACUUGUCAGGGAGGGUACUGAGCGAGAAGUUUAUGAACCCAGACCACGGUCGCUUGAAUCCGUUUGAACCUCAAAAAGUCACCGAGAAAGAAGAAAGUCACACAGUUUCCCGCCCACCGUGGUCUUUGUUAGGGCGCAUGACAGCGCGUUCAGAAACGGUGUUAUUCAGAGAGAAGUUUAUCGACUGGCCUGACCAUAACGUGGACUACACACARGACUUUGUUAAGAAACCUGUCAGUGGAAGCUUUGCGGUUAUUUCUAAUAAGUCAACCGUCAACGGAGAGGAGAGUCAAGAUACAGACGAAACUUCAUCCGACAAACCAGCCAAGAGUAUUUUCAGUCUCAAAGCUGUUGAUGUAAAUCUCAUGAUCGAACCUUCUUCAGACCCAAGCCUUAUACUAGAAAAUUUCGAUAUUGGUCGAGGAACAGGAUCGAUUGAUGAUGAAGGACGGCAGUUUGCAGUCGUAACUGUUGACAUCAAAGUUUGGCACGUCAAAGAAUACAGCUAUAAAGCGCUUCCUCUGGAAGACUAUGGGCAUUUUCAUUCUAGUGAAGGCUAUGUUGUGCGAUGGAAAUACUGUGUAAAACGUAUUGGUGUAAAAACCCUAAAAGGUCAGGCAUCAAGAAAAGAAGAUGUUGGAAGAGAUAAAGUGGUUUAUUUCUUUUGGCAAGGAAAAGACUCGACGGUCAAUGAGAAAGGUGCUGCAGCUCUCAUGACCGUUGAACUGGACUCUGACAAGGGGUUCUUGUUACACAAGGGAGGGAACCGCCAUGUUUUCCUCGUUUAUUUGAUGGUAAAAUGGUGACUCAUCUAGGAAAGAGAGAACCAUCAGAAGAAGAGGAAGAUGACGAGGACGAUACGUGUAUGUUUAUACUUCGUAACGAAGAACCAGAAGAAGCAUAUUUGCUUCAAGUGAAAACAGAUCCUUAUGGUCUCCGAUCUCGAACAUCGUUUGUUAUAGUGGAUCUUAUAGAGCUACUAUUGUACGYAUGGCAUGGUUCCAAGAGCAGUGAUGAUGCAAGGAAAGCAGUUAGCAAUGCUGGCAAGAAGCUUAUGAAAUGGUUUAACGACAAGUACCCAGAUGACGCUCUAGAAUACCACGAGAUUGAAGAAGGAGACGAACCCGAACUCUUCUGGGACGCAAUGCGAGGAGAUCCUUCACACCUUUCGUUAAGAAAAGAUUCGCGCAAGCACGACUAUACGUUAAGAGUCUUUCGUCUCAACAGYACAAGUGGUGAAUUUACUGCCACAGAAAUCCUCAACCCAACUCGUUCUUCCAUGACGUCACCAUACCCUAUCAGCCAAUCACAGCUAUACACUGCUGAGCAACCAGCAAUAUUUUUUAUCGAUGCUCAUUAUGAACUAUACAUGUGGCAAGGAUGGUGGCCUCGUUCUGAUGAUGAGACUGAAGGUCAAGCACAAACAACUGGGUCAGCAGAGACUCGUUUCAAUAAUGAUCGCCGAUUAUCCAUGGAAACUAUCAAGAUGUACGCAAAAGAACURCAAAGAGAUCUUUCAAAAACUUACAUUGUUUUCGCUGGACUCGAACCCAAGUCAUUCAAAGCCUUGUUUCCUUUCUGGGAGGAUCGAGAAGAUGUMAAAGAAAUAAACAUGGAGGCAAGAAAAGACAAAUCUGUACUGUUGAAACUAGAGGAGGAAUUAGCGAGGUUAUCUCGAGAUACAUAUUCCUUAAGUGAAUUACAGCAGAAACCGCCUCCAGAGGGUGUCGAUCCUACAAGACUUGAAAUGUACUUACAUGUAGCAGAGUUUGAAAAAGCUUUUGGGAUGUCAAAAACGGAAUACAAGAAAAUACCGGCUUGGAAGCAGCUYAAUCUGAAGAAAAAAGCUGGACUGUUUUAAUAAAUUUACACCAAUUAAAAUUGUUGAUUUCGUGUCGAUAUUUAUGCUGUAAUCCAUAAAUCAAGUUAUUUAUAUAAGGAAUAUUGAAAUGAUCGAUACAUUCAGUUUACUCGCUCAGUUUUCWUAAGAAAUGACUAAAUAGUUUAGAAAAUAAUUUUGACAUUAAGAUAUCACUGUUGUUUCUCGUCCAUACAAUUAAUGCUUUAUUGAAGUCAAGCAUAGUUCUAUUUAAUUUAUGGUCGAUAGCCAUCACACAAUCGAAUGCACAAAUGAAUAUGCAAUGCAAAAUUAGAACGAUGAUCAUUGUUAACGUUAUUUAUUAAAACAUGUUUGCUAAUCACGA
Messenger RNA from Exaiptasia diaphana, 7608 nucleotides. Its product is annotated as supervillin. Gene Ontology annotation, molecular function: phosphatidylinositol-4,5-bisphosphate binding; actin filament binding. The record is from RefSeq and is a predicted model, not a curated record. Gene Ontology annotation, biological process: actin filament severing; actin polymerization or depolymerization; barbed-end actin filament capping. Lineage: Eukaryota; Metazoa; Cnidaria; Anthozoa; Actiniaria; Aiptasiidae. Gene Ontology annotation, cellular component: cytoplasm; actin cytoskeleton.